UCAAAAUCCAAAUGGGUAUCUUAGUUGAAAGUACCUCCAUCCAGUAAAUUAUAAUAAUACAGUUUGCUGUCAAAAUAUCUAAUUACUUGACUCAUAUAUACACAAAAAUCACAAAAUUACCAUAUUGAUACCGCGCCACGGAAUAAAAAUGGAAGCCUCUACGAAGACCACGUCCAGUAUGAAUUUGAAGCUUCUCAUCGAUUCAAGAGGCCAAAGGGUCCUAUUCGCCGAAGCAGGGAAGGAUUUUGUUGAUUUUUUAUUCAUCCUUAUGUCCUUGCCAGUUGGUACGGUAAUAAAUCUGCUGUCAAGCAAUGCCAUGAUUGGUACUCUUGGGAAGCUUUACCAAAGCAUUGAGAAUCUCGAUGACACUUAUUUGCAGCCAAAUGCCGACAAAGAAACCUUGUUGAACUCCAAAGCACCAGCUCUUUAUGGUGCAAAUCCAAUCCCUCUUUUGUUGCCCAACAAUAACAUUGGUCAUGAGCAUGCAGGUAAAAAAAUGUAUGUAUGUUCAAAUAUCAGCCGCAACACCUAUUAUUAUGUGGCCGAUGAUUCCGCUGUAUGUGGCCAUCUGUAUGUGGCCGAUGAUUCCGCUGCCUUAUGCCCGCAGUGCAAGAACAGGAUGUCCGUCGCAGUGAAUUAUGUUGUAGGUGGCAAGAAGAUUGGGGAGAAUGAAUUGCACUCAACAUCGUCAUCAUCAUCAUCAUCAUCUACUGGAUGUGGAGGAGGGUUUGUUAAAGGCGUGGUUACUUAUAUGGUGAUGGAUGAUUUAGAAGUGUCUCCAAUGUCUACCAUUUCAGGCAUAGCCAUCCUUAACAAGCUCGAUGUUAAAGAUGUUGGUGCUCUUCAGGAGAAGAUGGUUGCCAUUGGCAUGAAUGAGGGGUUGAAAUUAUUGAAAGCAGCUUUGCAGUCAAAAACUGUUCUCACCGAUGUGUUCCUGGGGAAGAAAGCAACUACCGAGAUUUAGUUGAUAUCAAUUACUCUAUGCUUCCAUGUAUUAUGAUUAUUUAAUCCAUUCCAGGUGAUGGAUAUUAAAGAAAAGAUUUAUAAGCUAUAAUUCUUGAUUCUGCAAAUAUUUGAUUGUUACUAUUUGAGGGGGGAAGAAUGUAAAAUUUGAUGAAGAUGUUUUAUUGAAAAUGCCUUCGGUUUGAUAAACCAUAAAAAUCGUUAAUUGAUUUAUUA
Ziziphus jujuba (common jujube) is the source of this 1179-nucleotide messenger RNA. RefSeq lists its product as uncharacterized. The record is from RefSeq and is a predicted model, not a curated record. The transcript has 2 exons. Bases 149 to 964 code for a protein of 271 amino acids. Lineage: Eukaryota; Viridiplantae; Streptophyta; Magnoliopsida; Rosales; Rhamnaceae.